AUGGCAGGGAUCAAUUUCAAUCAAGUCUCUUCUGAUCUUAGCAUUGUUGAUCUUGAUGUUCCAUUUGGCCUUCUUUUCUCUGUGGUAGCUACUAUGACUUGUUAUGCAAAUCUAACUGUUUUAGCUGUUGUUACUUGGCAAGUCUUGUUUGUCUCCAUACCGAUGAUUUAUUUUGCGCUGCGCUUGCAGAGAUACUACUUUGCUACAGCAAAAGAACUGAUGCGGAUGAAUGGCACAACAAAAUCCUUUAUAGCUAAUAAUCUUGCAGAAUCUGUUGCUGGAGCUGUGACAAUAAGGGCUUUUGAAGAAUAA
This is a messenger RNA of Vicia faba (fava bean), 312 nucleotides long. The record is from the annotation of a GenBank genome assembly. NCBI's taxonomy places the organism in Eukaryota, Viridiplantae, Streptophyta, Magnoliopsida, Fabales, Fabaceae.